AUGAGAGCAGAAGCUCUGGACCACCCAGUGAUCAUGAAUGGCAAGUUUGAGUACCAGUCAACAGACCAUGGGUCAAGAUUCCAGACUGUCAUCAGUCAUCUGUUCACCAACUCAUAUAUGGUUGAUGUGACUCUGGCUUGUGUGGAUGGUGUUUUAAAAGCUCAUCAAGUUAUCCUGGCAGCAUUCAGUCCCUACUUCCAAGGAAUAUUUGGAUCAAAUCCUUGUCAACAUCCAGUGGUAUUGUUACACAAUGUGCCCUUGAGUGUUGUUGGUGGACUAGUGAGGUUCAUGUAUGAAGGAGUCAUGAGUUGCUCAAUCUCAGAGCUACCAGGGAUCCUGGAUUUGGCAAGAAGUCUGCAAAUCAGGGGACUGGAGAAUUUACACAGUCAAGGAUCAACAACCCAUUCUCCAGCUUUUUGCCCUACCCAGGAGUUUUGCUUUGAAACUAAUGGGUCAGCAAAUCCAGAAAGGGCUGAAGCAUUGCUUCAAGAAAGAAGUACAAUGGGAAACACAAGUUAUAUCAGAUCAAGUGGGCCCACCAAUUCCCUGUGCCACAAUGCAGAGAUCCAUAAGUCACCAUCUUUACCUGUUCAGGGUCUCUACAUUGAAACCUUAAAUCCUGUUGGUACCCUGUCACAAUCAGAGAAACAAUCAAGCAGUAAAGCCUCUACUCCAGUCCCCAAGACAGUCAACUUGCAAGCUGCCUGGUCACCAAACUUCAGUCCAAGCCAAGGAUUAUGUGUUCAGAAUACUUCACAACACACAGAAAAAGUUGCUGUCAACAUGACAGCAAAUAACAAGCCUCAAUUGGAAGUAGAUGGAAAUGAAUUAUUAGUCACUGAGGAAAACAACUGUCUGGCACCUUUGAAUCUUUCACCCAACAGACCAGCACAAAGCUCAAGUGAAACUCAAGCAGAAAAUCCAAGUUACCCUGAGGAACUUGAGCCUGAGUCAAUUCCUGAAUUAUCUGAUCCUCCUCAACCUGUAAAUGAUGCUAAAAAGUCAAUCAGAAAGGUUAAGAAAAUCAAGAAAACCAAAACAGCCAAACAAUCUCAAACAAAAAGUUUCCUAAGCAGGAGAAGAGGAAGACCAAAAGCAAUGAGUCAAGAAGUUGUGACAUUUGUCUGCUUGGAAGAAGAAGGCAAAAGCAGGUACAAUUCAAUGUACAACAAAAAAGCCAGAGAACUUGGGCUGAAAUCUGGAUGGAAUCUACUAGAGGACAGAAUAAGAAGAACUUUGAAAGGUAACAGCAAGGACAGGAGCAAAGGAGUGCUGGAGAAGAGUCGAAUGGUGUUGAAGUUCUGCAUUCCAGGGGACCUCAUCAAUCUUUCAGAAAAUGGCACCUAUGACUUUUACAAUCCUGAUACUGGACAUAGAGGUCACAUUCAUGACCCAGCUUUUUCAGCAGACUGUAAAAUCCUUACUCUGAAGGCACUGGUUCGCCAAACUCAGUUUGCACUCAAGGAAGAGCAACUUGCCUUCAUCAAAGAAGGCAACAUGGCUGCUGCCAGCUGCUAUGGCAGAAGGGCUGUCACUGAAAGCCUGCAAAUGUUGGCAACACUGCAGAAAUCCUCUGAUAGAGCUCCAGAUUCAUCCGAGUCAUCACCGAAACCGGAAGCAAAUUCGUUCCUGUCUGAGUUCCCUGGGCGUCCGGAAGUGUCUACGAAUUCCGCAUCCGUUUCCGGUUUACCAAAUCUCAUAUCCGGGUCGUUGAAAUCGUCUGCCAGAGAAGUUGGACCUGAGGACGUCGAAGCUGUUCCCUGUUGUUUGAAUCUCAAGUUUGGGGCAGAUCCCAAGAAGGGUCCUUGCUGGUUGAACCCUUCGCGAUGGGGUUCGGGCGACGAAUCUGCAUUUUCCGAAAUGAAACAGAAUACGAACUUUUAUUUGUUGAAGAAGUGUGGGAAAAUGAAGUGGUGUUCGGCUGCAGGAAUUUUAGCAGUUUUUGUGUGGCUAAGUAUUUUGGAGGAAGAGUCGGUGGACGCUAAUCCUUUGGCUAAUCCUGUGGCUGAGGCAAAUCCUGAUCCACUGGCUUUACCUGGAAGCAGCAGUGGAAGUGGGAAAGGAAAGAAACAUUAUCACAAACACCAUCAUCAUCAUUACCACAAACAUGUUCACAAGCAUAAGCAUGGACAUAAACAUAAACACAAGAAGAAGAAAAAGAAGCCUAUGAGUAGCAGUUCAGGAAGUUCUUCAGGAAAAAAGAGGUCUUUCGUGGAUUUACCCCAAUUGUAUCCAGCGAUACAAAAGAAAAGGUUGAAGAAACCUGUGGGGAAGGACUCAGAAAAUGAUGUGAAAUCCCCGGAUUUUCCGUCGUCGCAGUCCAGCGAAGCAGAUUACGUGGAAAUCCCAGCUUCUCCGACGUCUGUGGCCCAGUUGGACGCGGACGCGGGUGCGGAUGAAGAAGCGACACCUAUCGGAGAGAAACAGAAACGCAGACGCAAAGGACGCGCAGGGGACGCACCUGAAGUUUAUCAAUAUGCAACAGGACGGCAUCCAGUGGUGCUUCCGGGGAUGGACGAAGUGUCGAGCAAAAGAGGAUAUACGGAUUGGAGGAAGGUGGAAAAGGAGAGAAUGGGUGGGAUCAGAGUCCUAUGGGGCAAUAUAGAGUGCAAUGAACACAAGUGUGCAACCACUGUGCCAGCAGCAGCAGGGCUACACAUGCGUGCGGCUACACCAGAAGCUGGCCAGGAAAAGUCCCCCUUGCACCCUGCUGCAUCGAUCCCCCUGAGGCACAGGCGUCAUCCCGUGCUGGGGAAUCCAAGAGAAAAUGGUUUCUCAGAAUUCAGGAAAUUAUUUGUGGAGAACUUGCACCAGAUCAUCACAUAUUGUGCUGUCUAUGGUUCCCUUGGGAUGUCCUCCCCACAUUUUACGCUUUUGGGCUCCACCACUAUGCUGGCCUUGACAAUUGCAGUUGUUCCAUUAUGCACACAUAUUUUGGCUCUGGUGGUGGUCAUUGCUGUCAUGGGCUUUUUCAUGGGCACUGUGGAUGUGGUGUCCAAUGUGUGCAUGAUGCAACUUUUUGAUAAAAAAGUUGGCCCCUUUCUCCAGUGUUUGCAUUUUUGCUAUGGGCUGGGAGCUUUCUUGUCUCCCUUGGUGGUGGAGCCAUUUCUUCUACGGAAUGGCUGUCCUGAGAAGCACAACAACCCUUACCAUAAAGCUGCUCAUAGUGAAGGACAUGACUCCACUAUGCAUUCUGUCAAUGCAUCAGAACACAUCAGCAACCACAGCAGCUUCAACAACACAGAGUCUUAUGAGGAUUCUGAAGCAGAUUUGGAGCAUGCUUAUUGGAGCAUGGCUGUGAUUCAGAUUCCAACGAUUGUUCUGACGGCGAGCUUGUUGCUAAGAAGAAAACUGUCGGGCAUGGAUGACAGUCACGAAGCAGACCUCGUUUACGAGAUGAUGAACAAAGGGUUCGAGAUCAAAGGGAUCAUCAACAAAUGGCGAGACCCGGACGCGCACUCGGAAUUCGCUCGAGGCAGCGCGACGGAGAUUCAAACCCGGAUGGUGACUUAUUUGGCCUCAUCAAUGACCUUUCUUGCUGACGGAUUGCAGGCAGUUUUCGGCUCUUACAUUUACACGUUCGCGGUGAUGUAUGUGCAAGGAAUGGACGCAGCGAACGGAGCACAUUUGACUGCGUCUUUCUGGGGCAUGUUUGCCUUUGGCAGGUUUUUGUCAAUCGGUCUGGCCACAAAACUGGGCCCUGCGACCAUUUUACUACUCAAUACGUCGGGAACAUUGCUGUCAAUCGCCUUGCUGGUGUUUUUCCCGCACAAUCAUGCGGCAUUUUACAUCGGGGCCAGUUGCUUCGGC
This is a messenger RNA of Notodromas monacha, 3810 nucleotides long. The record is from the annotation of a GenBank genome assembly. Lineage: Eukaryota; Metazoa; Arthropoda; Ostracoda; Podocopida; Cyprididae.